AUGACUGAGAUUCCACCACCUGAGGCUAGAACUGGCUUCAAAACUCGACUUCACGCCAUCCUGUACAUUCAGGAACAUUCCAACAAUAAUGGCUUUCGUGUAACCAUCAAGGAUUCCAGGCCGAAAUGGGUUCAAUUCAAAUGUCAUCUAGGACCAACUCGACACAAGGACACCAAUUCCAAUGCGAAUACCAAGACGUGUGGAUUUCUGUCCACCUCUAAACUCGAUUCUUCCGAUGGAACUUGGAAUUUUACUAUUCAAAACGCGAAUCACAAUCAUGAACCGGACUUCAAUAUACACAAGCACGAUCUUGCGAUUUUACGUGACACCAUCAGCAAAGAAGAAGAAAAACAACAUCGAAACAUUGUAACACCUCAAAUUCCUUCAGGACAAAUCCUUAUACCUCAUAUUCAAUCAGUCCAACCUUCGACUUCUGCAAUCACUCCCCCGUUUUUUAUACUUCAAUACCAAGCUCUGAAGCAGCAAAUGCAAGCUCUGCCAAUGCAGUCUCAAGCGUAUCUAUUGACUCGAUUCCUUUCCGAAUGCCAGCUUGCUGCCGGACUUGCAAACACAGUCUCAACUCCUAUUCCCACACCUCUACCUCCUAAUCCUCUCCCCGAAAUCUCGAAUACAACACCCCAAGAUUCAACAACUCCAAAGGCUUCGAAUCAGUCUACUAAUGAUGAAGACACACAAGAAUCACAAUUUUUAAGCAACUCACCCAUCAAAUCUAAUCCAGAUCAAAGCUUGCUUAAUAUCAAGAAUCGAGAAACGGCAAAAAGUGGAGAAUCGAAAGGGAAUGAACGUGAGGAGCCGCCAAUCUCAGAAGAGGAAGAAGCACCUGAAGAAAAUCACGCACCACUAACACACCAUGUUACCUUACCACAGGAUAGCAAUCCCGUUGUUCAUAGGAGUCCAAAGAUUUCGAAGAAGAAAACACCAAAGAGAAAAGCUUCAGCUGUGGAAGAGCCGACACACAAUAACCAUCCUACGAGUCCAAUAACAACAAGGGCUUCAAGCUCAAGCCACGCUCAAGUUGCCCGAAAAUCAACUAGGACAAUUCAAAAUAAAGAAAACGAUCAACCAAAGGUGAAGAAAGCUCGGACACAAGCAAACAACCAUGAACUUACCUUGCACCACAAAGCCUCCAAACGAAGAUCGAAGUCGAAGGCAAAGCCGAAGCUAUCCAAAUACAAACAAAAAGUGAUGGAACGCGUAAAGAACAUGUCAAAAGAAAACCAGGCAAUAGUCAAAAGAUGGGAUUGUGUCAAGACCCUCCCCGUAGAGUUGUUUCCUUUCAUCAAAUCCGCCGUUAACCCACCCGGCAAAGGUCUCUGCACCUUUGGAGCAAUUGCGGUACAACUUGGUCGAGGUGUUGAUGAGGCACCGAUUGUCAGGCGUGAAAUGCUUGCAGAAGUCCAAAAACGUCUCCCUUUGGUAUACGAAACACCUUUUGACAUUGUCAUCUGA
Melampsora larici-populina 98AG31 is the source of this 1470-nucleotide messenger RNA. RefSeq lists its product as uncharacterized. The record is from RefSeq and is a predicted model, not a curated record. NCBI's taxonomy places the organism in Eukaryota, Fungi, Basidiomycota, Pucciniomycetes, Pucciniales, Melampsoraceae. The transcript is spliced from 7 exons. The coding region runs from base 1 to 1470 and encodes 489 amino acids.